Messenger RNA from Nilaparvata lugens (brown planthopper), 1347 nucleotides. RefSeq names its product 26S proteasome regulatory subunit 6B (gene Rpt3). Gene Ontology annotation, biological process: proteasome-mediated ubiquitin-dependent protein catabolic process. Gene Ontology annotation, molecular function: proteasome-activating activity; ATP hydrolysis activity; ATP binding. The transcript has 6 exons. Bases 452 to 1252 code for a protein of 266 amino acids. The record is from RefSeq and is a predicted model, not a curated record. Gene Ontology annotation, cellular component: proteasome regulatory particle, base subcomplex. NCBI's taxonomy places the organism in Eukaryota, Metazoa, Arthropoda, Insecta, Hemiptera, Delphacidae.
UAAUUCAUCAGUAUUAUCUAUUCAAGUUGAAAAUCUGGUUUUCAUAAUUUUAGUCCACUUUACUUGCUUGUUUGUUCCUAGGUUAUAAUAAUACAUAUUCUAAUCUCAUUUCUCAAUUACUUUUUUCUAGAAAUUACAACGGCAACUAGAGUUUUUGGCUGUACAAGAAGAUUACAUAAAAGAUGAACAGAGGAAUUUGAAAAAAGAAUACCUCCAUGCUCAGGAAGAAGUCAAGAGAAUACAAAGUGUUCCACUGGUUAUUGGGCAAUUUCUGGAAGCAGUCGACCAGAAUACCGGAAUUGUUGGAAGUACUACAGGUUCCAAUUACUAUGUGAGAAUCCUCUCAACAAUCGACAGAGAACUUCUGAAGCCUUCGGCUAGUGUCGCUCUGCACAAACACAGCAAUGCCCUGGUUGACGUCUUGCCUCCUGAAGCUGAUUCUUCGAUAUCUAUGCUGCAAGCAGAUGAGAAACCGGAUGUGCAGUACGCCGAUAUAGGAGGCAUGGACAUGCAGAAGCAGGAGAUCAGGGAGGCAGUGGAACUGCCGCUCACUCACUUUGAGCUGUACAAGCAGAUUGGUAUCGACCCGCCCCGAGGUGUGCUCAUGUAUGGCCCACCCGGCUGCGGCAAGACUAUGCUCGCCAAGGCUGUAGCUCACCAUACCACCGCCGCAUUCAUCCGAGUGGUAGGCUCCGAGUUUGUGCAGAAGUACCUGGGCGAGGGACCGCGUAUGGUGCGCGACGUGUUCCGAUUGGCCAAGGAGAACUCGCCGGCCAUCAUCUUCAUCGAUGAGAUCGACGCCAUUGCCACGAAGCGAUUCGACGCUCAGACUGGCGCUGAUCGCGAAGUGCAGAGGAUUCUGUUGGAACUACUCAACCAGAUGGAUGGCUUCGAUCAGACCACUAAUGUCAAGGUAAUAAUGGCGACGAACCGCGCCGACACGCUUGACCCGGCCCUGUUGCGCCCCGGUCGCCUCGACCGAAAGAUCGAGUUCCCCCUGCCCGACCGCCGGCAGAAGCGCCUCGUCUUCUCAACCAUCACUGCCAAGAUGAACCUCAGCGAAGAGGUCGACUUGGAAGACUACAUCGCAAGGCCCGAUAACAUAUCUGGCGCCGAUAUCAAUGCUAUCUGUCAAGAGGCUGGUAUGCAGGCGGUGAGAGAAAAUCGCUACAUCGUUCUUGCAAAGGACUUUGAAAAAGGCUACAAGAAUAACAUCAAGAAAGAUGAAUCAGAACAUGAGUUUUAUAAGUAAAUUUUCUGAAAAUACAUUAUGAAUCGGUCAUAAUAUUGCCUACUCAAUAUUAUUUAUAUCAUUUUACGCUAAUAAAAUUUAAUGCUUUUUCAUUA